AUGACUGUUUCUUACCCACUCACUGGCGAGAACCCCCUGCAGGUCCUGGUGAACGCCAUCAUCAAGAGUGGCCCCCAGGAGGACUCAGUCCGACUUGGACAAGCUGGAACAGUGAGGCGACAGGCCAUGGAUGUGUUCCCUCGGCGCCGGGUGAAUCAGGCCAUUUGGCUUCUGUGCACAGGUGCCCGUGAGGCUGCCUUCCAGAACAUCAAGACCAUUGCUGAGUGCCUGGCAGAUGAGCUCAUCAAUGCAGCCAAGGGCUCCUCCAACUCCUACGCUAUCAAGAAGAAAGACGAGCUGGAGCAUGUGGCCAAGUCCAACCGUUGAUCACUGGCUUCAGCCCCAAUAAAUCUGUUUGCCCCUUGGGCAGCACCACCAAAAAAAAAAAAAAAAGAAUGACAAGA
Molecule: messenger RNA, 404 nt
Organism: Artibeus jamaicensis (Jamaican fruit-eating bat)
Lineage: Eukaryota; Metazoa; Chordata; Mammalia; Chiroptera; Phyllostomidae
Product: 40S ribosomal protein S5-like
Exons: 1
Coding region: 1-327 (108 amino acids)
Biological process (GO): ribosomal small subunit assembly; translation
Cellular component (GO): ribosome; cytosolic small ribosomal subunit
Molecular function (GO): rRNA binding; structural constituent of ribosome; mRNA binding
Source: RefSeq, a predicted model, not a curated record